Messenger RNA from Mercurialis annua (annual mercury), 3732 nucleotides. RefSeq lists its product as uncharacterized. NCBI's taxonomy places the organism in Eukaryota, Viridiplantae, Streptophyta, Magnoliopsida, Malpighiales, Euphorbiaceae. The transcript is spliced from 2 exons. The record is from RefSeq and is a predicted model, not a curated record. Bases 325 to 3591 code for a protein of 1088 amino acids.
AAAUGGCAAGUUUAUAAACAAGAGAAAUAUUUUAGGAUUCAAACAAAAACUUCUCACAAACUUUAGGGGGCACUAUUGAGUAAAAACACACCCUUUCUCUCACACUUUUCUUUCUUCUCUCCAAAACAAAAAGUUUCCUCUCAUUUUCUCCUCCUUUUCCCGCUGCCCUUUCCCUCUAAAACCAGUAAAUAAUCAAAAUCCAUGUUUUUUCAUUACAACCUAAUGUGAAUAGUUGGAAUUUGGUGAGGUAGAGCAGGAGAAGUGUCCUGCUAUUUCAGUUGUACACACCUGUAAUCUGUUUGGAUAUUUUGGUUUAGAUUGAUCAUGGAAUGCAACAAAGAGGAGGCCUUUAGAGCGAAGGAACUUGCAGAAAACAAAAUGCAAAAGGGGGAUUUUGCAGGAGCACGAAGGAUUGCACUGAAGGCGCGGCAACUCUAUCCUGAUUUGGAUAACAUAUCCCAGUUGUUAAUGGUUUGCGAUGUUCAUUGUUCUGCACAAAACAAACUUAAUGGGUUGGUAUAUGACUGGUAUGGGAUUCUCCAAAUUGAGAAGUUUUCAGAUGAGCUAGCUGUCAAGAAGCAAUUUAGAAAGCUUGCACUCUCCCUUCAUCCAGACAAAAACAAGUUUGCUGGUGCAGAGGCUGCCUUUAAGCUGAUCGGGGAAGCAAAUAUGGUGCUCACAGAUCCAACCAAACGCUCAUCGUAUGAUAUGAAGUAUAGGUGUGCAUAUAGACCCACUGCACCAAAGCCACCACCCGAACGGCCAAUUAAGAACUCAUCUGUCAAGAAACAGCAUGUAGCUCCAAGCAAGAAUUCUAAGGCUCCUCAUACACAGUCCUCGAGCUCGAAGGCUCAUCAGCCACCACGGCAGUCAACAUUUUGGACAAGCUGCCCCGCUUGUCAAGUAAGGUAUCAGUACUACAGAGAAUAUCUAAACAAAAUGUUACGAUGUCAAGGUUGUUUGGAGCCUUUUAUGGCUCAUGAAUUGGGUGUUUCACCUGGAUCCACUCAGAAUCAGUCUGUCAACGAGAAAAAUGUCCCAAAUCAGGGUCCCUUUAAAUUUGUGCCUCAGAAUCAUGCUGCAAACCCUUCUGGUGUGAAUUAUCCACAUAGGUAUUCAGGGCCUGAUCCAAUGGAAAAGGUAGAAAAAACAGCUGAUGUUGGUGGGAGUAAACCCGAAGAGGUGAAGCUAGAAAAUGCUACUGGAACUGUUGGGGGUUCUAAUCCACAAGAGAAAGUGAAUGAGCAUGUGGAUGGCAAGGCGGGGAAUGGAGGUGUUCCGGUUUCGAUGACCGAUGGAAUGAAACCAAAGGAAUCAGAUUUUCCGGACGGUGCAAGUAAUAAGAGACGCUGGAAGUCUAUGGAAGAAUCCAGCAAGAACUUUUACAAAAGUAAGAAGGCUGGCAGUGAAGAAAAAGUCAGUGAUCUUUCUGCGAAGAGUUCUGGCCACCAAUCUAGGAAAUCGGCAAGGCAAAAACAACAUAACUCUUACAAGGAAACUUAUGAUGAUGAUUUUGUUGACCCCCCUUCAAAAAGAUCAAGGGAGAACAGCUUAUCUGAUGCGCAGAUAAAAGAAGCAAGUCUGGCUGAUAAGGUGCCCAAAGAUGUUUCUGUUGGCUGUACUGCUCCUGUGCUGAAUCGGAAUGAUAAAGAGGCCAAACAAAAAGCCAGUUCUAGUCUUGAAGAAAGAUCUUCGAGUUUGAAAAGUGGCGAGUUCAAGGCUAAAGGAGGGGACACAUCCAUGUCACAGAGGGUGGGGACAAAGUCGGAGAAUGUUGAGAGAUCCAAAACUGACACAUCGGAGUCAAAUUCAAAUGAAGUAAUAGAACCAGAAGUCUUUUAUUGUGCUGAUCCAGAUUUCAAUAAUUUUGACAUAGAAAGGGCUGAAGGCAAUUUUCGUGUUAGUCAGAUAUGGGCUAUUUAUGAUUCAUGUGAUGGCAUGCCGAGAUUUUAUGCUUUUGUCAAGAAAGUGCACUCACCUGGUUUCAGGCUGGAAAUUACAUGGCUAGAGCCAACCUCGUAUAAAAAAGCUGAGCAACAGUGGUGUAAUGAGGAUUUGCCUAUCAGUUGUGGUAGGUAUGAUACUGGAGUUACUGAAGAAACCAAAGAUCUCUUGAUGUUCUCUCAUCCAGUGGCACACGGGGAUGGUGGGCGUAAAGGUCUGUACUUCAUAUAUCCUAAGAAAGGGGAGACAUGGGCUCUUUUCAAGGACUGGUAUGCAGGCUGGAGUUUGGAAGCAGAAAAACAUAGACCUCCUUAUCAGUUUGAAUUUGUGGAGAUCGUGACGGAUUUCAGCGAGAGUAUCGGCAUUGGAGUUGCUUAUUUGGGCAAAGUGAAGGGAUUUGUUAGUAUUUUUCAGCAAGUUAACUGUGAUGGUGUCCUCACAUUUUCCAUACUACCAAAUGAACUGUACAGAUUUUCUCACCGUGUUCCAUCGGUUAGAAUGUCUGGCGUAGAAAGAGUAGGUGUUCCUCCGGGGUCUUUUGAAUUGGACACUGCUGCUUUGCCUAGCAAUUUUGCCAGCAUGGUUAAUUCUGAGAAGAAUAUCGGGAGUGGUCUUGAAAAGUCAACCGGCACACGCACGGAUCACAAUCAAGUUGAAGCUAGUCAACUAGGGGAUAUCAACAAAGUUCCAAGCCAACACAUGCUAAAUCGGCCGGACGGAAAUAAUUCUCGUUUGCAGGCUAAUGAAAAUGUCCUGAUCGAUAAGAAACCAGAAGGUAAAUUUAUAGCUGUUUCUUUGACACCUAGAAGAUCUCCAAGAGAUCUGAGUAAGAGAAUUAGUCAAUUAAACAGUAACAAGAAUGUGGCAGCAAAUCAACAGGCUAGUGUCACGUCAUGUCAGCCUGAUGACGAAACACAUUUACAAGUUAAGGAUGGAAGGUUCAUUAGUCCGUUGAAGGGUUCAAGCUCUUCGGUUUGUAGAGUUGUAGAGAUACCUGAGUAUGAUUUUAAGAAAGAAAGAUCAAAGGAUAAAUUUCAAGUGGGGCAGAUAUGGGCAGUGCACACUGAUAAGGAUAUGCUACCAAGGAAUUAUGUCAGAGUUAAAAAGAUCGAAAAAACGAACUGCUUCAGAUUGUACGUAGCAAUGCUUGAAGCUGUUACCCUCCAGAAUGACACGAAGCUGCCUGUGACUUGUGGGAUAUUCAAACCUAAAUCAGGUAAACCAAUUGUGCUUCUUUUAAAUGCAUUUUCUCACAAGGUCGAAGCAAAGGUGAUGAGCGGUGGUAAAUAUGAAAUUUAUCCUAGAAAAGAUGAGAUUUGGGCAAUAUACAAGAAUUGGAAUUCUGAAUUGAAGUGUUCUAACAAAGCCGACAGGGAAUGUGAUAUUGUCAAAGUGGUGGAAGAUAAUAGGAGCAGUGUAAAAGUUGUAGUUUUGAAGGCUUCUAAAGGAGACGACACUAUCUAUGUGUUGCCUACGCCGAAAAGAUUAGAAAGUAGCAUGAUUGAAAUUCCGCGGGGUGAGAUUUCGAGAUUUUCUCAUCAGUGUUCAGCCGUUUAUCAGCACGUCGAAGAGAAAAAUCGUCCUUUGAAAUGGUAUUGGCAGAUUGACCCUCUUUCUGUUCCUGGUUCUGUAAUAGUAGUAGAAUGAAUGGAUGGCAAUUUUGUGGUUAUUAGCUAGCUAAACAGCAUUCUAAUUUUCUUGGAUAUAUAUAGUUAGGAAUGCUACCAGAUUGUUCUUUUUGUAAACUGGAAGAUGUUAGCUUAAACUUAACUAGACAUUUCCUGCUCA